AUGCUUAAAAGACCGAUAUGCUUUAAAGCCUCGAAACGUACACUAUUCCAAUCUUAUACCGGGAUACCACGGAACUCAUACGUAGCAAACAAGACUUACCCAUUUUUAAUUUGGAACAAUUUGAUACCAUAUCAAUUGAAACAUCUAAGUGUAUUGGGUGCAGGGGUUUUGGCAUUUGUUAAUCUACAUCCACAAAUUUGGAUUACCUUGGUGCCUCCUAUACUGAUUGCUGGGUAUUACUUAAACAGAAAAAUCAAACGUGACUUGUAUACACAGAAUUCUAGUCAAAUAAUUGAUUGUGGUAACACACAGACAGGAGAAUACUCCCCUUCAGAAAUCGUCAAGAUUUUGCCAUUUGAUGAAACACAAAUUUACAAUAUUCAGGAGAAUAUCGAUAAUGAAUAUGACUCGUUGAAGAAGCAGGUGGUGGACUUGAUAGGGAAGAGAAUAAUCGAAUAUGUAACGAGCAAUGCAAGCGCCAUUCAUAGAGAUGAAAUAUUGUCGACUUUCAUUGACGACUCACAAUUCAAUAUCAAUAUAUUUGAAAACGAAGUUGAGAGCUGGGUGACGAGUCAGAUAAAGUUGCCUAAAAGUUUUGCCAAAGAAGGAGAUCAAUACAAUCGUUUCAUCAAACUCCUGACUCCAUACUACGACGAAAAGAGUCUCAAAACACGAAAAAGAUUAGGAGUUGUUUCUGUAUACUUGCUAAAGCUUAAUGAAUAUGACUGGGUAAUGUCAUUAGAAAUCUCACCGUUGGGAUGGAAGUCAAAGUCCACCUGGAUACGUGGAAUCUCGUCGGUUAAAUAUAUGGAGAGUGAGUUGUACAAAAAGUUUAACAAGGUCUAA
Lodderomyces parapsilosis is the source of this 846-nucleotide messenger RNA. RefSeq names its product Goa1p (gene GOA1). NCBI's taxonomy places the organism in Eukaryota, Fungi, Ascomycota, Pichiomycetes, Serinales, Debaryomycetaceae. The record is from RefSeq and is a predicted model, not a curated record. The transcript has a single exon. Bases 1 to 846 code for a protein of 281 amino acids.